AUGCUUUGUCUUGGGUCUGGCUCGACGUGCGACGUUUGCCUCGAACCCUUUGGCAACGACACCAAAGCACCCUGCUCAAUAGAGUGCGGACAUGUCUUUUGCCUGAAUUGCCUCAAUCAGAUCACGCGUCUCAAGUGUCCUCUUUGUCGAAGCCGCUUUGAGCCGCAGGGUUUCGUGAAGCUUCAUAUAGACGUGGACGAUGUUCGAUCAUCGUCUCAUUCUCCCGAGCGACCACCCAGUGCUUCUCCAGCUGAGCUGGAGGCUCGACGGCUGCAGGAGGCCAUCGCGAACAUUGCCAACGAAGGGUCGACAGAGGCGAGCCUUCGACAGCUCAUCCAGGAUUGCAAGUCCUUCCUCGCUGGGCAGCCGCGUAAUCUGUUUACGGAGUUGCGGUUUAUUCAUCGAGUAGUGUCAUAUCUAUGCGACGUCAAGAGCGAUUUGGUAAAGACCAAACGAGAGCUGGCGCAUCUGACGACGGAGAAAGCUCGAUCAGAUCAGAUGGUGGCUGAUCUUGAGGCAGACAUGAAGAGAGAUAGGAGGAAUGCACAGGCGCUGGAGGAUAAUUUACGGGACUAUUGCAGCAAGGCUCAAGGAGCGUACUUCGGCGUUGCAGAGUGA
Messenger RNA from Desarmillaria tabescens, 618 nucleotides. RefSeq lists its product as uncharacterized. The transcript has 3 exons. The record is from RefSeq and is a predicted model, not a curated record. Lineage: Eukaryota; Fungi; Basidiomycota; Agaricomycetes; Agaricales; Physalacriaceae. Bases 1 to 618 code for a protein of 205 amino acids.